AAUCUGGAAGAAUGACACAAUCUGGAAGAAUGACACAAUCUGGAAGCAUGACUCAAAGUAGAAGAUUAACACAAGGUGCUGGUGACCAACAAAAAGGAACUGUUGCAAGAGCCCAUUCCCCGCAACUCCAAUUGCUGGAUUUUUCAAUACCGGUUUUCAAAAAAUUCCGUGCUAUUCCUGGGACCACUCAGGAUGAAAGACGUCUUGAGCGAUGAAAACCGUUUUGCACCUGGUAGCAAGGCAAAGACCAAAGCAAACAGCAGACCAAACAAAGGCAAGCAGAAGGAACUAUCAAUAAUCAAUUGCAUGUUGUAACCAUGAUCCGACGUACAAAACACGGAGACAACGCCCCAUCGUCAGGCCCAUCAUCGGGUGGUGUUGCAUUGAAAGGGCUUCGAUCUCCUGGUAGUGCCUCUUCCAAACGCAAAGAAGACGGCACUAAAAUGUCUCCAGCAACACUGUUGAUGAUUGUCUGUGUGGCGCUGUUUGGUGGCGUUGCCAUUCUCUCCUUCUUGUCUCCUUCCUCAGUCCACAAUGCCGAGAAGAGUCUCUACGAAGCGGAACAAAUGGUCGAGAGCAAUCUCUUUGGCGGCGGUGUCCACGAAACCGCGGCGCCCCCCAAAGAAGAACCCCCCAAACCCAAACACCGAUCCCUCGAUGCCUCCUCGGCCAUGCUGCAGCAAGAUUCCACAUGGGUCGAUGGCGAAAAGAAAUUGAAACAGCAACUCAAACUCUUGGCGGCACGACAAGCCCAAGGCAAAGAUUUGGGAGUCCCCGCUCUGACACGAUGGCUGGGCGAUGACAUUCCUGCUUGGGCGGGAGAAGGAGUCGAUGUGGAAGAUUGGAAACAAAAAGUCGAUCGACGAUAUGCCGAAAUGAGAGAAGAAGAAAAUCAAUGGAGACAAAAAGUGGCCCAAUUUAUGGAGGAAUCAUAGAAAUUCACAACAACAACAAAAUUAUGGCACAUCAGCUAGCUGAUGUUUAUUUGAACAAGGGAAAAAGACAGAAUAUGGAUCAUUACAACUAUAAUGUUUCGAGCAGAGAGAGCAAAAGUCAUUUGACUCCACCCCAUCAAUCAACUGGAAUCGAAUCAAGGAUCAGAGCAAUUUUGGUCUACAUGUACAUGUAUUCUUCUUGUCUGUUCAAUCAAUCAAUCAACACCUACGUGUAGUUACAGUGAACUUUCUUGGCCAUCAUGCUAUGCUGCUUCCGUUGGUUUUGGUACGGUAGCUAAGUGAUUAGCAACAAAAAUUGUU
Molecule: messenger RNA, 1256 nt
Organism: Seminavis robusta
Lineage: Eukaryota; Bacillariophyta; Bacillariophyceae; Naviculales; Naviculaceae
Source: the annotation of a GenBank genome assembly